This is a messenger RNA of Drosophila persimilis, 1441 nucleotides long. RefSeq lists its product as uncharacterized. NCBI's taxonomy places the organism in Eukaryota, Metazoa, Arthropoda, Insecta, Diptera, Drosophilidae. Gene Ontology annotation, molecular function: zinc ion binding. The transcript is spliced from 3 exons. The coding region runs from base 22 to 1308 and encodes 428 amino acids. Gene Ontology annotation, cellular component: nucleus. The record is from RefSeq and is a predicted model, not a curated record.
CAUUUAUUUGUUGGCCCAAAAAUGAGAUGCGCAGUGAUUAAUUGCCAAUAUGCCACAAUGGCCCCAACUAAAAAGGAACAAAUAUGUUUCUUCAAGUUUCCGAGGAACGCAGAUUUAGCCAAACGUUGGCUAUUAUUUAGCGGCAAUAGAGAUGCCCUGAAAGUGAAGAAUGCCAGUAUUUGCAUGAAGCAUUUCAAAGACGAGGAUAUCUUGGGGGCUAGAAAGUUCGAAUUGGGAAUUGCCAAGAAGAGGACAUUGCGGCAAGGCGCAGAGCCGUGCAUAAACCCAGGAAACGAAACGCAAAUCCGAAAGACACUAUUGGCUGAGCUUUUGGCGGAUGCCGAGGAAACGGACAUGGCCCCGGAGAACACUGAAUCCACUCCCAGCUAUGACCGAUAUAAUACUGGAAAUGCUACGGAACCGGACGUUGUCAGUCCGCCGCCCAUUGAGGAUACUGCCUACCUUCAGACAAUAUCACAUGAAGAUUGCCCCGAAGCUGAUGCUGAUGAAGUGGAAGCUGAUGAAAACCAAGAGAGCCACCAGUUCAAUAAGUGUCGUACCUGCUAUCGGGAUUACGACUUCGAUUCGAAUGCCGAAGAUCCUUUCGACAAGGCCAACAGCGUUAUGCUGUUUCGUAUCGAAGUAAUCUGUGGAGUCUGGCUCAGCAAUAUUGAAGGCGGACCACGUUUCAUGUGCCCGGAUUGUCAGUUGUCCCUAAAGAAUGCAAUCGAUUUCCGUGAGAUGGUCAUAAGUACGGAGGUGAUGCUAACACAGGGGAGGCCCGUGUGUGAUAACCCAGAAGACCAAAUAGAGUUAGACUCAAUAGAGACAGAUCAAAGAACAUCAGUACCCGAGUGGCCAAAUGAUUCCGUAUCAGAUAAAAUGGCAGAAGACGACGAGGACGACGGCGACGAAGAUACUCGGUAUGAAGACAUCUAUGAUGCAUCACCUAGCCCUGUCCGUAGCCAUUGCUCUAAUAAGAUGGAUCAUAUGGAAAUAAUAGAGACCGCUGAGGAAAAUAUCAACCCUACCAGAACAGAAGUCAGCGUUGGCCGUGGGGCCAAAUUUUACGACGAACUGCUAAACGAAGUCUUAGGUCAAGAUAAAGUCAAGCCCGAAAUGUCAAAGCUGGAAAUAAAAGCAGGAAAACCAGCCAAGGAACAGCCCAAGCUAAGGAAAAUGAAGAUCCAAGAAAUACGCCAAGACUAUAACGACGAUGAUUCUAAAUUUGUGGUAUUUGAGAAGAAAAACAAAUCCAAGGCAAAGAAAUCAAAGAAAACCCACAAAGAGGUAGAGAAAAAAUACUAGGAUUGGUCAAGUAGAGACGGCCAAGAAAGUUGCCGCACCUAAACAUAAUUAUUAACCAUAAUUGUACUUUUCAAAUAGUUUUGAAUUAUGUGGUUUUAUUUUCGUUCAAUAAUGUUUUUAUGUAAAUUUCGAA